CUGAGAAGGCGUAAAUAUGUAUAUCAUUAUGAGAGUGUUAACGGAGGAAUUGAGAGAGCAAGGAGCGCAUCAACGGAUGGGAUUGAAAGCAGAUUCAGCAUACUUACAGUAAACAGUAAACUGGUGGACAGGAAGAACUUGAACAAGUAUUUGAAGAAGGUGAUGAGCAGGGAUUACACGAGGGAGGAGCUGAAGUACCUCCUGAAAUACGUGGUGAACAGCAUGGGAGGGUCCCUGGACGACGGAAACCUGCUGACAAUUUUAAUCAUGAUGUCGAAGCUGGAGCUAAGAGACGGCCUUUUGCUCGACUCAAUGCUGCCUCACCUUCACAAAAUGGACGACUUCAGUAAGAUCACAGAUUGUCUGCUCUACGGCAGCAUGAUGUUUGGAAGCAAUGAGGGCCUCAGGACGUUGGCAAUGAAGGUGGUACACGAUCUCCCGAAACACUCUAACUACGUCUCCUAUGGCUCCAUCGCGAAGUUGUGCGAGUCUUUGUGUCACCUGAAGCUGUACAGUGAGGGCUUUGGAAGUCUAAUAGCCUCAUUGGUUGACUCUGACGCCCUUUCCUCUAAUGAACUCGGCAUGGUUAAUUUUGCAUCCAUACUAAACUACCUGGCCAGGGCGGGAGUAGGCGAUGAGAAUGCCUGGAGGCUGUACAUGAGGUACUCCCUGGCCAAUUUGGUCGCCAGUAGCCACAAGACUGUGCUCAAGCUCCUGCAAUCAUGUGUCACCAGGAACGUGUACAAUAAGAGCCUGUUUAGAAAUUGCGGAGACUCACUGGCCAGGUGCAUUGACCGUAUGCACCCAAACGACGUUGCAGAUGCAUUUUAUUGUUUCUUCAAGAUUAACUUUAGACACGAUGGCUUGUUUGGGGGCAUCUUUAGUGUCGGGGAGAGGAUCGCCACCAACUUGGAUGGAAAGGCCUCGCUGAGGCUGCUGUCCGGCUACCACAUGUAUUUUUCAUCACCUUGUAGCGAUCCGCCGUUGUCGUCAGCGCUUUCAAGGGACAGUUCCACCAGCGACUCUCACAUAUUCAGAACAGUGUACCUUAUUUACAACAACAUCUCGACGUCCCUCAACGACCUCUGCUUCGAAGAGUUCCUCCUCCUCUUUAAGACUCUUGGGACUUUCAAGUUCAUAAACACCAGGAACUUGCAGGUUAGCGCUGUGAAAUUCACCUUGAACUCCUUUUUGAGGACGUCGGUUUCUGUUGGUCCUAAUGCCAGUAAAGUCGACCUAAUCAAGUCUCGCUAUUCUGAAAAGAGGUCCAUUGGCCUCAGUCAGCAGUCUUUCAUCAGGUCGCUGAUGCCUUAA
Molecule: messenger RNA, 1314 nt
Organism: Theileria orientalis strain Shintoku
Lineage: Eukaryota; Apicomplexa; Aconoidasida; Piroplasmida; Theileriidae
Exons: 7
Source: RefSeq, a predicted model, not a curated record